Cylicocyclus nassatus is the source of this 932-nucleotide messenger RNA. The record is from the annotation of a GenBank genome assembly. NCBI's taxonomy places the organism in Eukaryota, Metazoa, Nematoda, Chromadorea, Rhabditida, Strongylidae.
GUUUAGGGUGGUUUUUCCAACAAACUUGACAGCUACUUUGGAAGGAACAGAUUUGGAGGGAAAGAAAUCGCCGUAAACUUCAAGCCGAAGAAGAAUGGAAGCCUCGGCGACGACGUCAGGAGGAAUUGUUGAGCAAGCCGGUUCACGUUUGGUGGUCAACCGACGACGCCAAGAAGGUAAUCCGGUACUGAAGUACGUGAGAAAUGUUCGUUACGAAUGGGGUGAAAUAGGAACCGAUUUCGAAUGUGGGCCAACAUGUGGAGUACUGUAUUUGGCAUUGAAGUACCACAAACUUCAUCCGAACUACAUUCUCACACGUCUUUCUGGAAAAGAGGAAAACAAGUAUGCCUGCAAGAUACUUUUAGCCCUUUGCAAUGUUGAUGAACCAAGACAUACACUACGGGAACUAAACUUGCUUUGUUAUCGUAUGGACUGGACGUUAGUUCUUUGCUACUCGGUUGAAGAAGCUGCUGAAUACAUUGAAAAUUUGAAGCUAGCGGACAAUAGGGAUCCAACUUUCAAGAAGCCAGUGUCAGUGCCUGUUGAUGAACGAACAUCAAUGCAAAACGCGGCUAUUGGAAUUCUAACUGGAGCCAGAAGCGUGACGAAAUCGGAUGCGCAGAGACUACUGUACAACUUCGGUACACUCAAAGCAAUCGCAGAAGCUAGUGAAGAGCAGCUGGCACUAUGUCCUGGGCUUGGUCCGAUCCGUGCCAAGAAUCUCUACAAUUAUCUCAGAACUCCCUUUACGAUGUAACAUUUAAGGAAUUCGUGAUCAUUGGUGCAUUUGCGUAUAUGUAUGGUGUGCUUAGUGUGUAAUUUCACUGAUACGUUGUAGUUAUGAGCAUCUCCUUGGCCAGUGCAAAAUGGAAGAUAAGGUUUUGCGCACAUUUAUCCUAAACUUUGUUGUGGGAGAAAAAAGAUAUAUUAUC